CAGCGCCAGCCAUGCGCCGCCGCCCUCGAGGUCAGCUGUCGCUGUUUCACGUCGAGGGUUCUGGGCCGGUGGUGGCACACCUUCAGUUGUUGCGGGCAUAGCUUUCUACGUAGUCCGAGGUUUCUGGGAGUUGGCUGUUCGUCCAUACAUACUUGCAUCUAAUCAUUCUGUUAAUCUGAAGGCUGGCCGGUUCACGCCUUGUUCGUCUCUCUUCUCUUUCGCCAUCCCACUGAAACCGUGUGAGUGACGAACGAGCCGACAUGAAGCCCCAGGAUGCGCUAUACUCCGACGCCCAUCGAGAGGCCGAAAUCCACGAUGAUUCCAUGACCGAGGUCAGCGUGUCGCUCCUCAGCGAGGACGGCGGCAAGCAGCAGUGGAAGCGUGCGGAUAUCGAGGCUGGGCGGCCGACAACACAACCGAGUCGAUGCACGAGGAUCUGUGGCUUCUUUCAGCGCUGGCGCGGGCUCGUCGAUACCCUGAUGCUCUUCGUCAUCGUCGGCCUCCUACUAGAGCGAAGGGAAAUGCAGCCGGCGCCCCGCGACAAGCGUCUCGAGCCCGUGGGCGACCUUACAGGCUUCGCGCCAGAGUUCACCCAGCAAAUCACGACGUUCCACCCAACAACCGACUUCGUCCCCGACGACCCCAAGAAGCUCUUCACCAACGCCUCGAUUCAGGAGAACUGGUUAUCCAUCGUGCCCAGGGGCCUGGGCUACGUCGUCAUGCAAGACCCGGCCGCACACGAUAACCUCCCCGUGCCGCUGCCCGAGUUCGCGCCGCGCACCGUCUUCACAACGUCCAUGACGCACCAGCUGCACUGCUUGUACGCGAUCCUCGAGAGCUACGCGGGGCUCGCCGUCAACGGCAGCGCCGCCGUCGACAUGCACUCCCACAUCCCCGACGGCACCAAGGGCGCCGAAGGGCCGUGGCACCUGCAGCACUGCUUCGAGUACCUCCGGCAGGCCAUCAUGUGCGCUGGCGACGUUGCGCUGGAGGGCACGCAAACGACCUUCCCCGAGGGGUUCACCGGUAGUGACGGGUGGGAUGCGAAGCAUGUCUGCAGGGACUACACGCAGGUCUACGACUACCUUGACAAGAACAGAGCGCUGGAUGACCACUGGAUCUGAAUGAAAACCGUAGAGCGGCAGUUUGGCUGGGCCUCGUUGGUUUGUUUUGUACGCAUAGUUGUGCAUGGCGUUUAGGAGGGUAUAUCCAUCACGCAGCAGGAAACUGCGAUCCUUCGGCGAGACGAGACUAACCAUUAAAAGGCUUCGUCGAUGGUCAUAUCUUUGUACUAGCACAUUGAAUUCUGACAAUACCAUAUUCCAUGACUUGACAGGGGCAGAAAGAACGUCAUCAUAAGUAUGAUGGUAAGAUAGCUAGGUAGCUGUCUUCAUAGUGAAGG
Molecule: messenger RNA, 1402 nt
Organism: Colletotrichum destructivum
Lineage: Eukaryota; Fungi; Ascomycota; Sordariomycetes; Glomerellales; Glomerellaceae
Product: Putative mycotoxin biosynthesis protein UstYa
Exons: 3
Coding region: 261-1124 (287 amino acids)
Biological process (GO): mycotoxin biosynthetic process
Source: RefSeq, a predicted model, not a curated record